UCUACAAUACUUGAAAACGUUCACGGUAAUUUGUCAUCCAUUUCUCUAAACAGUUGGCAGAAUUUGUGCGUGUGGUGUGCGCUAGUCUGCCGACGGCGUCCGUUCAUAGAAAAGAGAGAAGACAUAAGAGUCCUUUGUCAAAUUAAAGGAAAGUAAUUUAGUUGAGAAGAAAUUUUAAUAGUUAGACAAAAGAGAUAUCAAGAAAAUUAAGGGUAACAAAGUGAUAGUUCAGCUGCGUUUUGGAUUUUUUGACCUCUUGAACUCCCCGCGGGUUUUUUCUUUCCCGCGAGGUGAAUAACAGUGGUACAUAGCCAAACCCCUGACCCCUCUGAAGCUUCGCGCCUCGGCGCCUAGGCUAUAUCAAAAGGAAGGAGAAAGAAAUUGCGGAAGCGGGGAGGUUAAGAGGACGGCACGAAAGGGAGAACGCGCCGUCCAUCACCAUGAAGCUCGUUGACCACGUGGUGAGGAGCUUCAAGGUGGCCAAAGUUUUUCGUGAAAAUUCUGAUCGUAUAAAUAGUAUCGACUUUUCACCAAAUGGGGAUACUUUGAUCUCUUGUUCAGAAGAUGACCAGAUCGUGAUAUAUGACUGUGAGAAAGGCACUCAGGUGCGUACAGUCAAUUCUAAGAAAUAUGGUGUAGAUUUAAUCCAUUUUACACAUGCAAAGAACACUGCAAUACAUAGCAGUACUAAAAUUGAUGAUACUAUUCGUUAUUUGAGUCUGCAUGAUAACAAAUAUAUAAGAUAUUUCCCAGGUCAUAGCAAAAAAGUUGUAUCACUAUGCAUUAGUCCUAUAGAAGAUACAUUUCUUUCUGGUUCUUUAGAUAAAUCAUUAAGAUUAUGGGAUUUACGUUCACCUAAUUGUCAUGGUGUUAUGAAUGUUUCGGGACGUCCAGUUGCUGCAUAUGACCCAGAAGGUCUUAUUUUUGCAGCAGGUGUCAAUUCAGAAUUUUUAAAGUUAUAUGAUUUACGCAGUUUUGAUAAAGGGCCAUUUGUUACAUUUAAAUUAUCUCAAGAAAAAGAGUGUGAUUGGACAGGACUAAAAUUCAGUAGAGAUGGUAAAACUAUUUUGAUCUCUACAAAUGGUAGUACAAUUCGUUUGAUUGAUGCAUUUCAUGGUACACCAUUACAAACAUUUGCUGGCUAUUUAAACAACAAAGGAAUUGCAAUUGAAGCCAGUUUUAGUCCUGAUUCACAGUUUGUAUUUAGUGGAUCUACAGAUGGCAGAGUACAUGUAUGGAAUGCAGAAACUGGAUAUAAAGUUUGUGUGCUUAAUGGAGAUCAUCCAGCACCAGUUCAGUGUAUUCAGUUUAAUCCUAAAUAUAUGAUGUUAGCAUCUGCCUGUACUAAUAUGGCAUUUUGGUUACCUACUGUUGAUGAAAGUGCAUAAAAUCAAAGCAUCAGACUUUGGGCAAUACUCACAAGAAUUUAUCUAAUUUUGUGCAAAAUAGAACUGAAAAUUACAUCGGUUCAAGAAAGAAAUGACAACAAAGAAUUCUUGGGUAUUUUAAAUGAGCAGAAAUUGCAUUUACAUUAUAUUCAAAGUUAAUUAACCGACGUAUGAGACGCCGGUGUUGGAACAAACCCAAGAAAAAGAAAAUAUGCCUAUAAUAUCCAAGAGAUCGGCCCGCUUGGCUUAUUCGCUUGCUUCGAGUAUGUCAUAUACUGUUUAUGUAUUUUGCCAUCUUCAUCAUCAUCGUCAUAUACUCUGUGGCGCGAUGAACGUGACCAUAAAAUAUCUUGUCAAUAUUUAAAACUAUCUCUUUUUUCUCAAAGUAUACAAAUACUGUUAGUUUUGGAUAUAUCAUCUUGUGUACAUAAUUUCUUCUUGUGUACCUGUGUGUAGCAUAAUGAUACAGAAUUAUCCACAAAUUACAAAAUUUAAAUUAUAUAUCAAUUGACAUUUGCAUAGUCAAUAUUAACAUUUUAUUGUGUUAUUGAUUAUGUGCUUGAUAAUAUUUUAACAAAUCUAUUAAAUAAUUAGAUUGUUUUGAUUUAUUGUCCAACAAAAAAUUAACAUAUAAUACACUAUUAAUAGAAGGUCAUAAACUUAUUUAUAAAUUUUUUAAUUGAACAAUUUUUUCAUUGAAUUUAUUCAUUUGAUAAAUUUAUAAAGCACAAAGAAAGAAAAAAAAUAUAUAUAUAAUAUUGUUGUAUUAAUAUUUAGAAGAAGAAUUAAAUUCUCUAUGUACACAUGAAAUUUUAUAAUAUUCAAAAAUAUAUGCAUCACGUACAUUUAAUUCUAUAGUAAUCAGUUCAUAAAGGCAAAAAUGGCAGUCGCUGAUAUCGCGCAUGGAGAAAUUAUGAUCAUAUUACAUUAACACAUAUCUCAACAAAUUAGUUUCAUUAAUUAAAUUCCUCAGUGACCGUCCGAAAUCAGGGAUAUUUUUUGUAACCUCAUUAUGAACGGGCGUUCACUUGAAAUUCAAUAUCAUUGCGCGCAAGAAUGAUAGAUAUCGAGCUUAUUUAUUGUGCGCAAUAAACGUGUGAAACGUUUUAAAUAGAUACUUUGUUGACGGCAGUAAUAUAUCUCGUAUUUCUACGACUUCCAUGCGAUAAAGAUAUGGUAUCGGUUUUAAUCUACAUGCGUGGAACCGGCGGGCCGGGUGAAAAAACAUUCGAUGAUAGUAGGAAGUGCAGUUAAGUCUAAUCAUUUCAAGUAGUUCGGUAAAUUUUGACGUUUAUAUCAAUGCGAUACAUCUUAUAAGUCAACAGGUGCAUUGGAAAGGACAGGCAGAAACAAAAAUCGAAAAAAAAAUUGGACAAUCCAUCUUUUUUAUACCAUGUAAUUGUAUUAAUUGUAAUUAAAUAAUUGUUCUGUUUUAUUGUAUAUGUAAAUUUAUAUAUGAUGGAUUAUCGAAUUUAUAUUAUUUACUUAAGCUAAAAAAUCUGGAUAUUGCAAGAACAUGUCAAAAAAAUAUUUCAUAAAAUUGUGUGUAAUUAAUUUAUAUUACAUAUUUACGACAGUGCUUGUGUAUUCUGUCUGUUCGAUUAUAUAGCCCUGCUUUCAUCAUACGUGUAUAUAUCAUUCUAUUCACAGUGUCCUCUAGAAUUUCUAGACGUUUUCCUUAACAUACCUUAUGCAGGAGUAGGUGGUUAUACUAUUCUAUACAAAAAGUGCGCAUAUAUGCGUAAUAUGUAUGAUUGGUUGCAUAUUUGUGAAUUGUCUAUUGAUUCUAUAAUGAUGUAUGAGUGUAUGUAUGAAUGCUCUUUGUAUGUAUUGUAUUCGCUUGUAUAUCUUCGGCGAGCUCUUGAAUGCAUUACGUAUAUGUCAAUGCUUGAGAGUUCGUUUCAUUAUGUAAAAUAGUAUUUUUCUAAAUGGCGAAACAGUGUACGCGUGCAAAAAUUGCGAUUUAUGUUAGACAAACUGAAGGGAUACGAUUGUUAUUUAAAAAUGUGUCCUGUGUAAUUAAAAAAAAGAAAUGUUAAAAAAAAAUAUGUUGAUUUCAUGAAA
This is a messenger RNA of Apis laboriosa (Himalayan honeybee), 3452 nucleotides long. It is a transcript of the gene Wdr82, whose product is annotated as WD repeat-containing protein 82. Gene Ontology annotation, molecular function: protein binding; chromatin binding. The record is from RefSeq and is a predicted model, not a curated record. Lineage: Eukaryota; Metazoa; Arthropoda; Insecta; Hymenoptera; Apidae. Gene Ontology annotation, cellular component: Set1C/COMPASS complex. Bases 441 to 1388 code for a protein of 315 amino acids. The transcript is spliced from 2 exons.